This is a messenger RNA of Gallus gallus (chicken), 1221 nucleotides long. It is a transcript of the gene NUDT5, whose product is annotated as nudix hydrolase 5. Lineage: Eukaryota; Metazoa; Chordata; Aves; Galliformes; Phasianidae. The transcript is spliced from 12 exons. Gene Ontology annotation, biological process: nucleoside phosphate metabolic process; ribose phosphate metabolic process. The record is from RefSeq and is marked validated. Gene Ontology annotation, molecular function: ADP-ribose diphosphatase activity. The coding region runs from base 334 to 996 and encodes 220 amino acids. Gene Ontology annotation, cellular component: nucleus.
GCCCCGCUCCCGCCCCGCGCCGCGUCGGCCGCCGCUGUCCCCGCAGCGCUUCCCGCCUCGCCGUGCUGUUACUGAGGAAGACGCUGGGUGUCUGAAUUUGAGCCCCACGUGACAUGAGUGGAACAAGUAGCACAGUUGGCCAGCAGUGCCCAGUAAUACUGGCUAUCAAAGUCAUCAGAGAAGUCACAAAUUAUUCCUAAAUUUGUCCACUGCAGAGAAGAACAAGCUGUGUUGAAAAGAGCUUCUGGCAUGAGAUAAGGUCCUUGGAUGUGUUUGUAAUUGAUAUAUAGACUGGACUUUGCGCAGGAGGGGAAAAGCCUGACAUUCCUGAAAAUGGCAGCUGAGACAUCCACAGAAGUUCCAAAAACUGCUAAGCAAUCCGUCCUUAAAGAAGAGGUAAUCGUAGAAAGAAAAUGGUUGAAGCUUGAGGAAACAACUUACACUGAUGCCUUUGGUAAAACCAGAACUUGGGAAACUGUAAAGCGUGUUGGCAAGAAAAAGAGCGUUUCAGCUGAUGGUGUGGCAGUGAUAGCUGUACUACAGAGAACUCUCCACUAUGACUGCAUCGUCCUAGUGAAACAGUUCAGGCCUCCAAUUAAUGGCUACUGCUUGGAAUUUCCUGCAGGCCUCAUUGAGGAAAAUGAGACUGCAGAAAGUGCUGCAUUGCGAGAGCUGGAGGAAGAAACUGGCUACAAAGGGGAAGUUGUUGAAUGUACUCCAGCACUCUGCUUGGACCCAGGUGUGUCAAACAGCACAACACACAUCGUGAGCGUUACCAUUAAUGGAGAUGAUGCUGAGAAUACAAGACCUAAGCAAAAGCUUGAUGAUGGAGAAUUUCUGGAAGUUAUUUCACUUCCAAAGAACGACUUACUGCAAAGAAUUGAUGAACUAGUAGCAGAAGAGCAUAUUGCAGUGGAUGCCAGGGUUUAUACUUAUGCACUGGCCCUGAAGCGUGCAACAGAGAAACCGCUCCAAGUUCCUUUCAUGAAGUUCUAAAACUUCACAGUAAUAAAUAUAGCUGAGAAUCCUCCAGUCCAGAUGGCUUAGAAGUGUAACUCUUCUUGUAAUAAAGGUUCCUUACUUGUAGAGUAAAAAAAAAAAUACUUGUAGGAAUGAUUCUGAUAUUUUUACCUGGAAUUAACUGACGGGAAGCAUUUCUAACUGUUUAGUCUAUCUAGCCUUGACAGAAUAAUCAAAAUAAAAAUGCUGCUUAAUUUUCAA